AUGAAGUGGGAUUAUAUAGCUACUUCACAUCUCUUACAAAGAAUUCAGUAUAAGCAUGAACUGCUACCACCGGACCGCUGUGGGAAUAAUAUUCCGGAUGAUGCGAUUUGGACGAAAAUCGACCGCCAAUUAGUGAGUGUUGAAGCUCUUCAUCAAUCUGGCGUACGAUAUGAGGCACGUCCCGACUUCGUUGCUAUACUGGGCAUUCUCACUGAGACUCAAGUCAUGGAUCUGGUGAGGACCAGUACCAAAAUACGUCGGUUACGUGACUCAGCAUACAGCACAAAACCCUGCCAGCUUAGUAGAGGGAAACAAAUCAACGUCAGGCCAAUACAAAAAGAUUCUGACGCAAAGCCAUCUGGGACUUACGCGAGAAAGUCGACAGUGAGCUCUGAUUUGAUGCAACUUGCACCAGAAGAUUUACGCCAGGAGCCAGGUACGCAGGGUUGCAGCCACAUCAACAGAUUGAACAAUAUCGCCGUGGGUAGCUUGUGGCCACAAAGUUUAAAGCAUAGGAGCACGAACAGGUCUCAUAAGAAAAAGACCCAACCAAGUGGGAAAGGAGAACUAGCGUUUAAAAUGUUAAGCAUUGUUGGUUCUGUGGCAAGUGUGGUAAGCCUGGCAAGAGAGCUUUGGAGAAGUAAAUCUCCGAAUGCUGCUAUUACAGAAGGAUUUAGCUAA
Molecule: messenger RNA, 681 nt
Organism: Pochonia chlamydosporia 170
Lineage: Eukaryota; Fungi; Ascomycota; Sordariomycetes; Hypocreales; Clavicipitaceae
Exons: 2
Coding region: 1-681 (226 amino acids)
Source: RefSeq, a predicted model, not a curated record